Juglans microcarpa x Juglans regia is the source of this 3200-nucleotide messenger RNA. Its product is annotated as protein argonaute 16. Gene Ontology annotation, biological process: regulatory ncRNA-mediated post-transcriptional gene silencing. Bases 16 to 2769 code for a protein of 917 amino acids. The record is from RefSeq and is a predicted model, not a curated record. NCBI's taxonomy places the organism in Eukaryota, Viridiplantae, Streptophyta, Magnoliopsida, Fagales, Juglandaceae. Gene Ontology annotation, cellular component: cytoplasm. The transcript is spliced from 23 exons. Gene Ontology annotation, molecular function: protein binding; RNA binding.
AUUGUCUUUGAUCUGAUGUUCAUCAUACAGUUUAGUGGUUUGGUGGAAGAUGGAGAAAGUAGCUGGUUCUCAAGAAGCUGGUGGGACCCCACAUCUUUGCCCCCACCACCUCCAAUUAGUCAGCCGAAUGUGAAACCAGAACGUGUUGCAACUCCUAAGUAUUCUAUUAUCAGCAGGCGUGGAGUUGGAACCAAUGGACGGCGCAUAUCCUUGCUCACCAACCACUUUAAAGUUUCUGUUGAUUUUCAAGAUGCAGUAUUUUACCAGUACAGUGUUUCUAUAACCUCAGAAGAUAAUAGGGCCGUUGAAGGUAAGGGAAUAGGGAGAAAACUGAUUGGUCGGCUCUACCAAACAUACUCUUCGGAGAUUGCUGGUAAAAGGUUUGCAUAUGACGGGGAGAAAAGUCUGUACACUGUUGGACCUCUGCCGCAGAACAAGUUUGAGUUCCAAGUCGUGCUUGAAGAGUCAAUUGCGAAACGUGGUGAAACUGGGAGUCCUGGUGGCAUGGGGAGCCCCAAAGAGACUGGUAAACGGUUUCGACGUUCUCUUCAGUCAAAGACUUUUAAAGUAGAGCUCAGCUAUGCUGCCAAAAUACCCUUGAGGUCCAUUGCUCUUGCCCUCAAAGGAGCAGCUGAAGACAACAAUUCUCAGGACGCCUUAAGAGUCCUUGAUAUUAUCUUGAGGCAGCAAGCUGCUGAUAGGGGUUGUCUUUUGGUAAGGCAGUCAUUUUUUCAUGAUGACUCAAGAAAUUUCACUGAUAUUGGAGGAGGUGUACAAGGACUCCGGGGUUUCCAUUCUAGCUUUCGACCAACUCAGGGCGGCUUGUCUCUUAAUAUGGAUGUGUCUACGACAAUGAUCCUAAAACCUGGCCCUGUGAUUGAUUUUUUGAUGGCUAACCAGAAUGUGCGGGAACCUCGCAAUAUUGAUUGGUUAAAGGCUAAGAGAAUGCUGAAAAAUCUUAGGAUUAAGACACUACACCGAAACACGGAAUUUAAAAUCAUGGGCCUGAGUGAGAAGCCCUGCAAUCAGCAAUUCUUUCCUAUGAAAGUCAAAAAUGGCGAAAGCGGAAAUGAAGGAGAAUCUGUUGAGAUCACUGUUCUUGACUAUUUUACUAAACACUGUGCUAUAGAACUUAGCUAUUCUGCGUACCUGCCAUGCCUUGAUGUUGGCAAGCCAAAACGGCCCAAUUAUCUGCCUCUAGAGCUCUGUUUGCUUGUCUCACUUCAACGCUAUACAAAAGCAUUAUCUUCAAUGCAGAGGGCAUCUUUGGUUGAAAAAUCAAGGCAAAAGCCUCAGGAAAGAAUACGAAUUUUGACUGAUGCUAUGAGAAACUACCGCUAUGAUGCUGACCCAUUACUUGGUGAGUGUGGUAUUUCUAUAGAGAAACAAUUGACUCAGGUUGAGGGCCGUGUCCUUGAGACUCCAAAGUUGAAGGUCGGUAACAGUGAUGAUUGCAUCCCUCGUAAUGGGCGGUGGAAUUUUAAUAACAAGCAACUUUUGAAACCCGUUCAAAUUAGCAGUUGGAUUGUUGUCAAUUUCUCUGCACGCUGUGAUACUAGUUAUAUUUCACGGGAGCUUAUCAACUGUGGAAGAAAUAAAGGCAUCCAUAUUGAACGCCCGCAAACACUGAUUGAGGAAGAUGCGCAAAGUAGAAGAGCCAGUCCUGUUGCAAGAGUUGAAAAGAUGUUUGAACAGAUGAUGGCAAAGCUUCCUGGUGGCCCGCCUGAAUUUAUCCUUUGUGUCUUGUCAGAGAAGAAAAACUCUGAAAUUUAUGGGCCUUGGAAGAAGAAAAGUCUAAGUGACUUUGGCAUAUUCACACAGUGCAUUUCCCCUACUAAAGUUAAUGAUCAGUACCUCACUAAUGUGCUUCUUAAAAUAAAUUCUAAGCUUGGAGGAAUAAAUUCUUUGUUGGCCAUGGAGCACUCCUCACGGGUUCCUCUGAUAAAUGGUGCCCCUACCUUGAUUUUGGGAAUGGAUGUCUCGCAUGGGUCUCCUGGUCGAUCAGAUAUCCCAUCUAUCGCUGCGGUUGUUGGUUCUCGAUGUUGGCCACUGAUAUCAAGGUAUAGAGCAUCUGUAAGAACACAAUCACCUAAGGUGGAGAUGAUUGAUGCUUUGUACAAGCCUUUGGAAAAUGGAAGCGAUGAUGGUAUCAUCAGGGAACUGCUUGUCGACUUCUUCCAAACUAGCAAUGGACGCAAACCGACUCAGAUUAUUUUUUUCAGGGAUGGAGUGAGCGAAUCACAAUUUAACCAGGUUUUGAACAUUGAGCUCGAUCAAAUUAUAAAGGCAUACCAGCAUCUUGGAGAGGUUGACAUUCCCAAGUUCACAGUGAUUGUGGCUCAGAAGAAUCACCACACAAAGCUAUUUCUAGCUGGAGGCCCGGAAAAUGUUCCACCCGGGACUGUUGUGGACACAAAAAUUGUGCACCCUAGGAACUAUGAUUUCUACAUGUGCGCUCAAGCAGGGAUGAUUGGAACUUCUAGGCCAGCACACUAUCAUGUCUUGGUCGACGAGAUUGGUUUCUCUCCUGAUGAAUUGCAAAAUCUGAUCCACUCAUUGUCAUAUGUGUACCAGAGGAGUACAACUGCAAUUUCAAUUGUGGCGCCCAUAUGUUAUGCCCACCUUGCUGCACAUCAGAUGGGGCAGUUCAUGAAGUUUGAAGAUUUAGCGGAAACCUCUUCAGGAAGUGCCACCUCGGUAGGGAGUAUCCCCAUUCCGGAGCUCCCUAGAUUGCAUAAGAAAGUCAGGGCUUCAAUGUUCUUCUGCUGAGGCAGUGCUGACAGGUUUCCGUAAAUACUCUUUUGAAAAGAAAUAUUUUUUGAAGCUGUAGAUACAUAGGCGGGAAUAGGGGUAUACUGGUGGGGUUGGAGUUUCGUACACAGAUGCAGAAGAAGCAAACUAAAGUUCAGGUUUUUUUAAUAUAUAUAUAUAAUAUAUAUAUAUUAAGCGGGCACUAGUGCAUUGCCAUGACAUUCGUGGUUUAAUUUAAGACUCGUUUCAGUUAUCAACAUUAUAGGAAUUACAUGUCGGGAGCACUGGAGAUUUCUCACUUUUUAGAAAGGAUUUGCUUCGGUAAUUCUUGCAAUUUGUAUUCUUUUGGGGAUGUUUACUGCUAAAUCUUCAUGUGAUUAUCUCUUGAUGUGAAGUUUCUAUAUAGAUUUUAAAUGGCUAUGCAAGAAUAAUAGACCCAUCUUUUGACU